ACAAACAAACCUGUCAAAACUUUUUGCUUUAAUCUUCUGGAAAAAAUGAAAUUAAAACAAAUGAAAGCGAUGUUGUUGUUCGUGUUAACCCUAGUCUCAAUAUUGGUUUGCAAAGCAUCAGAAGCUGGUCAAGAUCCAAGCCAUGUAUGUUCGAAAACCGACACAUCGCCGAUAGACAACAUACCGGGAUGUUUUGAUGCGGUGAGAUUAGCGGCGGAUGCAGAUACCAGAUGGCUCUCAAGUGACUGUUGCAAAGCUGUUAGAACUCUUCCUUAUUGCCUUUUGGUUAUCUUUCCUACCAAGUUAGCUGUAAAUACUAUUACCCUCAGAAACAUUUGUAUUAAAAAAUUCCCUGGAUGA
Molecule: messenger RNA, 360 nt
Organism: Capsella rubella
Lineage: Eukaryota; Viridiplantae; Streptophyta; Magnoliopsida; Brassicales; Brassicaceae
Exons: 1
Coding region: 46-360 (104 amino acids)
Source: RefSeq, a predicted model, not a curated record